Thalassophryne amazonica is the source of this 1717-nucleotide messenger RNA. RefSeq names its product cholesterol 25-hydroxylase like 3 (gene ch25hl3). The record is from RefSeq and is a predicted model, not a curated record. Bases 97 to 903 code for a protein of 268 amino acids. Gene Ontology annotation, molecular function: C-4 methylsterol oxidase activity; iron ion binding; steroid hydroxylase activity. Gene Ontology annotation, biological process: cholesterol metabolic process; sterol biosynthetic process. The transcript is spliced from 2 exons. Lineage: Eukaryota; Metazoa; Chordata; Actinopteri; Batrachoidiformes; Batrachoididae.
AGUUUCUAGACCGUCUGACGGCACGCGGUCCGACACCACCAUCCCGCAAGGCGGCGCAGCGACUGGAGGAGAGUUUUACGCACGGACCGCGCGGUGAUGGUGAUGAACGCGUCUCCAUCGGAUGGCAGAGUCCUCCAGGGACUCUGGGACUACGUGAGAGAGGGACACGAGGACAUCCUGCUGUCCCCGUACCUGGCCGCCUGCUACGCCUUGCUGACGCACAUGCUGCUCUGUGCGCCUUUCUUUGCGCUCGACGCGCUGUGCGCCGUUUCCCCGCGGGUCCGCUCCUGGAGGAUCUGUGCACGUUCCGAGGCUCCGCCGUCUCUGCGGCGCUGGACGGACUGUUUGUGCAGACUGCUGCUCAGAUACGUCGGCGUGGUGCUCCCGGUCACCGCGCUCUUCCACAGGCUGCGCAGCCCCGUCUUACCGGACGCGGCUCCGUCCUGCUGGCAGCUCUUUGUGGACGUGUUCGGGUGUUUUCUGCUCUUCGACACGCUCUUCUUUCUCUGGCACUUCUGCUUGCACAGGUUUCCAUGGCUGUACCGUAACGUCCACCAGUUGCACCAUCAGCACCGGAUCCCCUUCGCACUGGCGGCUCAGGACGCCAGCUCAGUAGAGCUGCUGUCGCUGAUGCUGCUGUCUCUGAGCUGCGCGUGGGCGCUGGGCUGCCACCCCCUGAGUGAAGCCGUCUUCCACUUCCUCAACAGCUGGCUGGCGGUGGAGGACCACUGCGGCUACGACCUGCCCUGGGCUCUGGACAAGCUGCUGCCGGGCCUUGGCGGGGCGCCUUUCCACCAGGCACACCAUAUUUUCCACCAGGGCAACUACGCCCCCUACUUCACCCACUGGGAUCGACUCUGUGGCACCGAGUGUACAUCAGUGCUUUAUUCCCAUCCAGACUGACUGUGAUCACAUCUGCCACAAAGAAAGUUGUUUUCAGGUUAAAGAUCAGCUAUAUUGUGUAAAAUUUAUCUGAGAUGAAUUUUGUUACUGUUGAUGUCAAAUGUUAGUGAAACGAAUGUGUUACUUGGUUCCUCAAAUAGCAAUUUCAAUGCGAAUGUCAAUUUUUUUUAAGAUGAAUGAAUGAAUUUUUUUUUUUGUCUUUUUUUCUUGUUUUUGUCCGAUCUGGAAUCGAACACGAGAUGUUUUGUGCUGCAGCUACACAGACACAGUCUGAACCGCUGUGGGCGCUGAAACACUAUAUGGCUUUGAUUUGUCCCACUGCAAGUGAAUGUAGCUCAAGUGAGCAGGUGGAGACAAAGCACAGGCAGCUGAGCCAAUAAGAAAACUUCAGCGCUUUAUGAUGACACGGGUGUGGGCGGGGCUUUCAUGGUGUUCAGGUAAAGCAGCAAAUGUUCUGUUUAGCCGCAACAAACAGUCAUAUAAAAUGAUCCAAGUGUUUGUUUUUUUAAUUGAAAAAGUCAGAUUGUGGAUGUAUUGUCUUUACUGUAUGAACUGUAUCAAUGAUUACAGCUGCCGGGAACCACCGGCAGUUCUGAAGUGAUGAGCACAAGGCCACAGUAAUGUGUACACACCAUCACAGAGCACGUCUGUGCGUGAUUAAUGUCCCCAUCUGAAUGUUGAUCUCGACUUGCAUCAAGAAGCACAUCUGAUGUAAAAGUUGUGUUAAAUCAGUAAGCGGAGCUCCAAACCAGAGAUGGAGGAUCCACUGUGACCACCCUGAACAUCCAGCAGCAGCUGCAACUAGAAGGAGAAG